AUGGCAUCGGAAUUUCUUCUCUGGACUGCGGAAAGGCCUGCUGACGGAUUCACCACGUUGAUCGCUACGAAUGCAAGACAAUUCUUGUAUGCUGGAAUUGUUGCCGUCUUAUUCGCUUGGCUUCUGGCCACCAAGUGGAUCAAGCGCAACAAGUCAAUUGUACGGAGGGAAAAGUCACCGGAUCUCGAGAAACCCAUUCCCAGGAAAGGAAAUAUAUCUAAGGCUCCUGGAGUAUGGACACCUGUUGAAUUUAAACGACCGGAAGCAAUUCCCUACCCGGCCUGGGACGUACACAAGACAGACCCGCUGCCAUAUAGACCAUUCAGGCAUGGCCCGUACCACAUCACUAUGGGUCUGCGGACGAUGCAAUGGGAUGACUGGAUCGAGCUGGAUAAUCAUUACCUGAAAUUCCAUGCCGACAAAGCACGGAGGAUAGAAGAAAGAGGCGAGAAAUGCUGUCGUACAGCGCCUGAGGCAUAUGAUGGUGCUGUGGAGCUCCUUGAAGAACUCUGCGAUUACCUCUCUCAGCGAUACCCCACCCUCUAUCGCAAGACUGUCGUGGGUCUGGACAACCUCGCCACGGGUGAAACGUUCAACAUUCUCCAACGCCCCCUCCCAGAGGACCCUAUGGCAAUCUGUGCCCGACUCGUACAAGAUGAUCUAGCUAUAAUGUUCGAGAAGCCGGACGGGCAAUACUAUCUUCUGGCAGGAGCUAUCCUGCUUGCUGGGUUUUGGCGCCUCAGCGACAAAUUCGGCAUGCCUCUGUCCGAGAUUCACACGAGCGGCGACGUUCCUGGCUUCAAGACCAAGCUCGAAAAGGGCAUGACUAAUUUCUUUCGAAGAAUUAAAUGCGAUAAUCCUGUAUUACGGAACAACUACUUCAUGCAGGUUGAUGAUGACUUGGCCUGGAGCCAUAGCAUAGGCCCCGAGGAUGGGGAUGGUCUACAAGCUGCAGGAUGGAGUACUGCGGCAAAAGAUAAAACGAUCGAACAUCACCAUUUUAGAAGCGAGAGGCAGUCUCUGCGACGUUUGCCGCGUAGUGGAGGCGUUGUGUUUACCAUUAGAACCUAUUUCGAGCCUGUCACUGCGAUUGCCAAGGAGCCUGGUGUUCCUGGGAGAUUGGCGAGUGCUGUAAGAAGCUGGGGAGACGACGUCUCGAAGUACAAGGGGAAGGAGAGGUAUCAGGAUGUCCUGCUGGAAUAUCUCGAUGGAGAGCACAAGCGGCAGCUUGAGGAAGGAAUCACGACAGAGGAUGAUGAGAAUGGGAGAUACCCAUUCUAG
Messenger RNA from Letharia columbiana, 1281 nucleotides. RefSeq lists its product as uncharacterized. Lineage: Eukaryota; Fungi; Ascomycota; Lecanoromycetes; Lecanorales; Parmeliaceae. The transcript has 3 exons. The record is from RefSeq and is a predicted model, not a curated record. Bases 1 to 1281 code for a protein of 426 amino acids.